AUUAAGAUUCAUUGAUAAUACAGAAUCAGGUGCCUGCUCAGCAUGUCCGGAGGAACUACAGACUAUAGAACACUUCCUAUUUAAUUGCACUGUUAGUCAGAGAUCACUUCGGCUUCCAAUAUUGAAAUGCGAGCCACGGCAAUAUAGUUACACAUUAACACGGUUUAUGAGAUAUGGUGGUGAUACACCCAAACAAAAUGGGCAAAAAAAGACAUCUUGGGCGCACC
Molecule: messenger RNA, 227 nt
Organism: Racocetra persica
Lineage: Eukaryota; Fungi; Glomeromycota; Glomeromycetes; Diversisporales; Gigasporaceae
Source: the annotation of a GenBank genome assembly